Molecule: messenger RNA, 10428 nt
Organism: Perca fluviatilis (European perch)
Lineage: Eukaryota; Metazoa; Chordata; Actinopteri; Perciformes; Percidae
Gene: usp31
Product: ubiquitin specific peptidase 31
Exons: 16
Coding region: 675-4544 (1289 amino acids)
Biological process (GO): protein deubiquitination
Molecular function (GO): cysteine-type deubiquitinase activity
Source: RefSeq, a predicted model, not a curated record
AAGAAGAAGAAGAAGAAGAAGUAAAACGAUUCUGCUAUCUGGUAGCUUAGCCCGAAUGUUCCUCCAAAUAUGUGACACAUGUGAGGUUAACCAAAUUGCGGACACACUCUCUACUUUGACUGCCAUGACCUGCAAACCAUGGCGGAAUAUUAUUUUCUGUUGAACAUGGGCAUCUCGGCUGAAAAGGACUAUUGCUGUUUCUGCUGCUCUUGUUGUUAUUGUAGCUAGCGCUAGAGUUAGCUAAUUAGCUAACACUGCUGUCUUCGCUCUCAGCAUAACCGAUGUUGACUCAUUGCUGCGGGGCAGUAAACCGCAAAAACAAGGUAACUCUGGAGCAAGUUGCCGGCAUCAACAACUGACCUUAGCAAUGUUUAUGUUACGCUUCGGAAAUCAUUAGGUAAUUGGCCUUGGUCAAUAUUUUAGGCAGGGUUGCACGAUAUGAAAGCGUUAUUUGACAAGUGGAAUUGAACACCGAAGUUACAGCUGCAUGCUUUAGAAGAACACCUCAUUUAAAAUGAUAUUUCUAGCUAAGGUCAGCUAACACCAACCUAACGCUGCCAGCAGUUAUUGCUGUUUGCAAGUUUUGAGAUGGAGCAGAAGAUAGCAGCAAGUGAGAUGGCUCUCGUUCUUCACAGCACAUCUGCCUGAGUUGUAACGCCCGUGAAAGAGAAAUCAUGUCUUGCAAAGCCGCAACCAAGGACAAGAAGUCGAGCUUCAGCAAGAAGCUGUUCAGGCGAGGCUCUGUGCGCUCUGCUGGCAGCUUUAUGAGCAGAGUCCUGAGGACACUGACAGCGUUAUCACACUUCGGAUCUGAAGUGCAAACAGAAGAUGACAAAGAUGAUGGGGGAUUUUCCACUUUUAAAUCUGGCUGUAAAGAUGUGCCCAUGGAUGAUGGGGACCUCGCCGGUCUUCUGUCCGGAGAGAGAGUUCCUGGAGUGUCAGGUCUCAAAAACCACGGGAAUACCUGCUUCAUGAAUGCAAUUCUGCAGUGUCUCAGUAACACUGAACUCUUUGCUGAGUACCUCGUUUUGGAGCACUACAAAGGCGAGGAGCUGGAUGAGGACAAACCAAAGACCAAUGGUGUACUUCUGCAGAAGAAGGGUCCUCUGGCCAAAGGAGAAGUCACAGAGCAGCUGUCAGGACUUGUGCGGGCUUUAUGGACGUUUGAGUAUACCCCGCAGCAUAGCAGGGAUUUUAAGAAUACUGUGUCGAAGAAUGCCACCCAGUUCAAAGGGAAUGCUCAGCAUGAUGCUCAGGAGUUUCUGCUGUGGCUGCUGGACAGAGUACACGAGGACCUCAACACAGUCAACCCCAACAUCCGGCCUGCUAUAAAGCCACCUAUUGAAGAAGACGAUCAAAGCAUAGAGGGUCCAUCUCCUCCCCUCUCCGCUGGCUCGUUUGUACAAGAACUGUUUCAGGCUCAGUACAGGUCUUCUCUUACAUGCCCACAUUGCCAGAAGCAGAGCAAUACGUUUGAUCCCUUCCUGUGCAUCUCCUUACCGAUCCCACUGCCACACACACGGCCCCUGUAUGUGACCGUGGUCUAUCAGGGGAAGUACUCUCACUGCAUGAGGAUCGGAGUUGCUGUUCCCCUCAACAGCACCGUCUACCGCCUCAGAGAUGCUGUGGCACGUGAGACUAAGAUCCCAAUGGACCAGUUUAUUUUGACUGAAAUGUACUAUGAUGGUUUUCAUCGUUCGUUUUGUGAUGAUGAUGAUGAUCUUGACAUCAUUCAAGAGAGUGAUUCCAUAUUUGCCUUCGAGACACCAGAGACCUUCAAACUGGAAAACAUACGCACAAAAAGAGGAAGUCUUCUGGCAAACUUGAAUCAUAACAACUUGAAGUAUGCGACAGAAAUCAGCAGGACUCCAUCUUUCAUGCAAGGGGCCAUGACUCCUUUAACUGCAUCACCUAAUAAAAACCUGGGACCAGAAAAGAUUAUCCUUCUGGUGUGUAACAGGGCUUGUACCGGCCACCAAGGAAAGAGGUUCGGACUGCCUUUUGUACUGUACAUGGAGUGCACUGUGACCUGGGAUGCUCUACAGAAAGAGAUCCUGGAGAAAAUGCGUCAUCUUUUGAGGCCAGGGGUAUACAUUCAGGUUGGACCUUUCAGUCUUCGGGUGGUUGGCGUCGUUGGUAUCACCUACCUCCUUCCUCAAGAUGAGCGACCACUGUGUCACCCAACUGUGGAAAGAGCAUACAAAUCCUGUGGACAAGGGGGGCCACCACAUGUGAAGAUUGUGGUAGAGUGGGACAAAGAGACCAAGGACUAUCUGUUUGGACACACUGAGGAGGAGUACAUUCCUGAUGCUGAGAGCGUGUAUCUGCACAGGGAACAACAUCAUCAGCCGCAGGCCUGCACUCUUGCUCAGUGCUUUCAGCUCUACACUAAGGAGGAGCAGCUGGCCCCAGACGAUGCCUGGCGCUGUCCCCACUGCAAGCAGCUGCAGCAGGGCCGCAUUAAGCUCAGCCUGUGGACGCUGCCGGAUGUGCUCAUACUGCAUCUCAAGAGGUUCAGACAGGAGGGGGACCGGAGGGUGAAGAUGCAAAACAUGGUGAGGUUCCCGCUGAUGGGCAUGGACAUGGCACCUCAUGUGGUUAAGAGAAGCCAGAGCAGCUGGAGUUUACCUUCUCAUUGGUCGCCAUGGAGACGUCCAUAUGGCCUGGGAAGGAACCCAGAUGACUACCUGUAUGACCUGUAUGCUGUGUGCAACCACCAUGGAAACAUGCAUGGAGGCCACUACACAGCAUACUGUAAGAACUCUAUCGAUGGUCAGUGGUACUGCUUUGAUGACAGCGAGGUUUCACCAGUAGCUGACGAUGACGUGUGUCAGCAGUCGGCCUAUAUACUGUUCUACCAGCGGAGGACAGUUAUUCCCUCCUGGUCAGCCAACAGCUCUGUUGCUGGUUCCACUAGUUCGUCCCUUUGUGACCACUGGAUCAACAGGUUGCCUGGCAGUAGGCCUGCUAGCUUAGCCUCUGGAGCCUCAUCCAGACGCACCUCUCUGGCAUCACUGGCUGAGUCAGUAGAGUUUCCAGUAGAACGUAAUGAAGAUGAUGGAGGAUUCUCUGUGCGCCCUUUUGUGAGGAGCAUUCAGCGUCAAAGCUUGUCCUCCAGGUCGUCCAUGGCUAGCCCUUUAGCCUUCAGCGAAAGUGGGAUAAAGCCUUCUUGGUCUCUCUCUGCAAAUCUGCACAUGAGAUCUAACUCGCCCUCACGUUUCUCCUUCGACUCUCGAUGUUCUCCUCCUCUAGAGAGGAUAGGCGAGGCCUGUGAUGACAAAGUUUCCACGUCCUGUUUUGGCAGCUACAGUAGACAUGAACGCUACUUUGGCAGCAGGACUCCCCUGUCUAUGAUGGAGAGCAAUGUCAGUGACCAGGACAGCAAUAAAAGGUUCCUAGACAUGAUCUACUGCAGGGCUCCCACUCCAGUGGAAAAGAAGAGCACCAAAAAUGAGUCAACUGAAAACAACAACCAGAUUACAGCUAUAGACCAAAACAUUCUACCCGCCCAAGCUACCCCCUCCAAAGAACAGAAACGUAAGAGUAGUAUCGGAGGAUUCGCUUUAAAGGCAGAAAUCACAGGCUCCGCAAAGAGUUCCGGCAAAGUGGAGCAAGAGAAAACGUCCAAAAAACGUUUGUGCUCAACCCAUAAGACCUGCACUGCUGAGACUUCUUCCAGUACACCUGUGAAAGGCAAAAAGGCAAGCAAUACUAAAGAAAAGAGUGUAAAUGCCAAGAAAAGCACCUCAACACCCGGUGGAACUCCCUCCAAAACAAAGGAGGCAACUCAACCCCUAGAUGCCACGCUGCAACGUAAGCCAUUCGUCCGCUCCACACCUCAGUCCUCAGCUUCUCCCUCGCCAACUGCAAAGAAGAAUUCCAAUGUCACUGAGAAAAGCACCACGAGUAGUCGGAAAAGGCUGGUAGAAAGGAGCUACAGCAGAGAUUCUAUGCACACUAGUCCCCUGGUUGACAGUCUCCGCGGCAGCUUGGUAGCGCGCUCUUCACUGUCUAAGAGUGGGGAAAGCAGCCGGCCUGUGAGGAGCUCCAGCAGCAGCUCUUCUGUCACUAGCCUACGCUCACCCAGCGUAUCCACCAGAGACCUGCAGCGCAGCAGCAAAUCUGAGGAAAAAGGGUUGUCUUUCUUCAAAAGUGCCCUCCGACAAAGGGAAAGCCGCCGGUCGGCUGAUUUAGGAAAAAGCACCCUGCUUGCCAAAAAGGCCUCAGAGAGGACAUGCAAGCAGAAUGGACAAGCCAAGGACAUCGGUGGUGAUACUGGAAAGACAGGAGAAGCUGUGUCUUCAAAGACUGAAUCUGUAGAGACUCGUGGAGGUGAGACAAAGUCCGAGACAAAGGAGUCUUCCAAGCCCCCCAGCUCUCUCAGUCGCACUCUAUUAAACGUUGGCAAGUCCAAGUCUUCCACUUCUGAAGUAAGUCUCAAGUCUCCCUCUAACGGGAAGAAGCCUCUUGAAAGGAUGGCAUCUUCCCGAAAGCUGUCCUCAAGCAUGCAAUCUCCUGCACGUACAACAAAGAGGCCUCAAUGAUAUAUCCAUAGCAGUAACAUUGAAUUUACAUAAUGCAGCUAUUUUCUUUGUGCCUAAUCUUCAGUGAGCACCAGACAUAUUUGCAAAGAGACACAUUUUUGAUGUUAUGGUUUUGCACACUGACAUCAGAUACAUACUGUAUUCUGGCUUUGAGGUUUGAAUAUUGGCAGCCAGCCUUGAGUAUUUUUUGCUGUACUGGAUAAAAAGUAAAGUACUGUACAUCAUCUGCAUAUUUGUGUGCCAAACAGUCGCUUGGUAGGCUGGCAGUUCUAGAUUUUAAAGCGGUGUGUAUUGUUACCAGUUACAACUAUUGAGCAUUAGGUAUGGUCUUGAUGCGAGCGUGACAAUCGCUUGACAUAUUAGAUGUUUUCUGGCACGGAAGGUACAUGAGCAGCAUGCAAUAUGCAUUCAGCUGUACAGCAUAACCUGCUUGAUUGUGUGUACUGAAGGCUUAUAUGACAGCUGACAGAAUUCCCUGUUGCAAUCUUGAAAUCCAAUUAACUCUCCUUCAGACAAGAAGCUUGUUAUAUCUUUGAAGCGCUGCAAACAUUACGUUUAGUUUGCUUUUAAAAUAUCCUGCUGAUGAAAUCAUAUUUAAAAUGCAGCAGCUUGUGCAUUAGAAGAAAGUAAUCACGUAUGAAGCAUUUUCACCUUGUAUGCACCUACACUGCAUAAUCUGUAUUGAAGAAUAACAUUCUUUAGAUUAAGAUGGAAAUAAGAUGACUUUUGAUGCAUUAACCUCACUGCUGUUGUAUAAGCAUUUAAUCCUCAACAGUAGUGAGAACAGAACCGUAACAUCAAAAAAAAAUCUCUGGACAAACACUGAAAUGGAGUUGAUACGCACACCUAUACGCACACACAUACAAAAGAGUUUCAUUCCGAAAUAAUAGUGGCUAAGCGUUCGCAGUAGUUCUCCUUGAUUGUUUUUAGCCGAUCAAUCAGAUCAGAUGAUUUUAAACCCCCUCCCCCCCCCGAUUAUGAACAUUACAAUCAUAUACCUACAGAGGUGAUGGCAGGCCCUGGACCAAAACGGAGAAGGAUUUGAGAUGAGAAGGGAUUUGAAUCGAUACACACAUUGAGACAAGUUGUCAAUAUUUUAAAAGUUUAUUUUAGUUUAAUACUAGUACUUUUUUGAUAGAAAUAUAUUUUAUCAAAUGCAUAUGGAAGUUGUGUUUUGGAAUGAAAUCCCUUUUAAAAUGAAAGAAAAUAAAUACACACCCACAUUUAUGUGUCCGUAGAGAUAUUGAAAAAGUAUAUAGUAUAUAACCCAUUUUUUUCCUUUCCAUGAGCAACGUGAAAAUGAUCUAAAGCGCCUUUCAAUAGUGUACAUGGAAACAAAUAUUUGCCUUUGGCAACAUAGUAGUCUACUACUGUAUGCAUCACUGAGUAGGAAUGUUGUAUUGCUCGCACUUUGUAUAGAUAAGUAGUUUUCUUUUACCCAGAACAGUCAUAUAUACACACACACACACACACACACACACACACACACACACACACACACACACACACACACACACACACACACACACACACACACACACACACACACAAUGUACCAAUGUAAUUAUCUCAUUUUUAAUAUGUUGUCAUGAUUUUAAGACAUAUCAUAAAGUAGUGUCAACAGGCCUUAGACUUCAAAUGGUAAAAGGGUACAUUCAUUUCAAUGUUUCAGGGGUCAUUUUAAAGAAAUCACCUCUUUACUACACCUGGUGCUGAAACAGACCGAUGGUCCUCUGACACUGAUAUUUCUUAAAUGAGCAUAUUUUCAAUUGCUGAUGUUCAGAACUGUGACCACACACUUCAGUGAGCCAGAAACCUGUUUGCAGCAGUUAUCGUGACUGCGGUACCUCAUUGCAGAAGACAAUGUAAUUUUUCUUUCUUCAUCAGGCUGAAACAGAAUAUUGAUUAGUGAACCAAUUAAUAAAUUAUAGAACUCCAUUUAUACCGUCUCAGAGCAAAUGUGCAUGUGUAGGGUGAGUUUUCUCAACUAUCAGACACUGCCUGGUAUAUUUCUUUUGCAGUACAAUGAGGCAGAGGCAGGAUAUUGGUACUGCAGCUGUCAUGAUGUUUUCUCGGCCUCUAUUUGAACAAUCAGCAUUAUCAGUGAAUUACCCCACAUGCUGUUGCAAUACUCAAAUUAGAUACCAGCGUUAGUGUGUUUUUAAUGAUUGAAUGUGUUUAUGCCAUUAAACUCCAACCAUUAGUAAGUUUAUACUUUAAACAUAAUCUGACUUAUAGAUCUAUUGUAUUUCACUUAACUGUUUCUCUGUAGCAUCUACCAAGUUUACAUUGGUUCUCAGAUGGUUUCAUAAGAAAUACCACUCAAUUUAAACAUGCAUGUAUGUUAUUUAAAUGGCCUGUGCAUGGUUUGAGCAAAUGAGCAGCCUUAAUGGGCUUGGCUUAGAAUUUGUGAAGUUGUUUUGGGUCAGAGAGGCUUUGUAUGAUGUAAAAAGUAGAAAUACUAUAGUUUUAUUUAACCAGACAUUAUUAUUUGUAUGUUUCAAAAUCAAAGAUUCACAACAAGCUGUUCACCAGGGCACUUUUGGCAGGUAAAAGUGAUAUUUACAGUGACACUAAUUCUACCCAGCAAUGUUUUAUUUUUAUUUACCAGCGAUUUGUUGAGAAUAAUAAUUGGGCCACAGAAAUAACAAAACCCACAGCAUGACUGAACAUAGUGUCCUUAGCUGUUAAUAUGGAGUAGUGGGAAGUUGAUGUGCUGCAGAUCUGUGAUAUUGCUGUCUGUGUAUUUAUCACUCUCAAUAGCUGGCCAGCAGCCUAGUCUCCCAAAACCUCGUGGGACCCUUUUGAUGUCCUAUCAUUAUAAAAAAUAUACUGUGUUCAAACUAUCAUGGACUAUAGAAAUAACCUACUGCUGUUUAAAUGUGGUGGUAUUCCUGUAGCUGCUCUUUUCUAAUUAACGUUAGAAUCCAUCAGGAACCUGUGCAUGGCACUUUGGAUCAAAGCAGGACAUUUUCAUUUUGGCUUUCACCAUCUUGUUUGCCUGUUUAAAAGUCUGUAAUUAAGUUGUAAUGGCUUGUGUGCGUUUUGGAGCUGGAUCAUGCCAUAACACAUACUUGUUUGUCUAUUUCUCCACUCGCUAAAUAAGUAGUUUAUUGGAUUAUGAAGCCAUUCAUGUAGCCAAGACCCAGUGCAUUAUAGGACUUUUGACCUUUUUAUUUGAGUUUUUUUUGGACGUUGUAAACAAGGAUCAGUAGACAAUGUCUGGGAUACUGUAUAUUGCUUAUAAUAUUUAAAUAGGGUUCCAACCAAACGUUUUAUGACUCUAUAGAAGAGUAAUGUUUCUGUACAGAACUUAAAGCUGAACAUAACUCUGAAAGCUGCAGCCUGUUCCCUUGUUUUCCAACCAUUCUUCAUCCAUAAAGAUUGUAUUUAUAGCCACCACAUUGCCUACAUUUGUGUUUACAACAUGUACGAUUAGAUGAGAUAUGAUGGUUCAUGCAGUAAACUCAUUCAGUAGCAACUUGGUUGUGUUGUACUGUCUAAAUUCAGUAGUAUGUUGCAGAACUGUUAUAAAAAAUCUUAAUGUAUGAUUUGAAUGUCAACCGUAUCACCUUGGUCCUGUAUUAUGUUACAGGAACCUUCUGACAAACAUGAAACCUUUUUAUAAGUUGUUUCCAGUCAUAAAAUAACAAACCCAAAAUUAUUUUUUUAUGCCCUGGUGGUAGAGCAAUAAUCCAAUAAUCAUCUCAUUCACAUAAGGAAGCUGAGGUUUAAAUGACCAAAAAGGCAACAUGUUUGACCUUUUAAGAGCUCAAAGUUCAAUUAAAGACCAGACGAGUAUUUUACUCUAUACGAGAAAUAUAUAUAUAUAUAUAUAUAUAUAUAUAUAUAUAUAUAUAUAUAUAUAUAUCUAUCUCUAUCCCCAAUUAAUCCAAAUACAUACCUGUUAAAAAAAGAUUUCAAAAAUCAAUGUAUAAUGUACGAGAAAAUGAAUCCUCUUUACAGAAUGGAUUUUUCCUCUCUAGCUUUCUUCACUGCAGUUAGUCUGUUUGUUUUUAUUUGUUGUCAGUGUACAGAAUUGAGAAUAAUUAAGGAAUGCAGUAUUGCAUGAAAACGCUAAUGCAUGUAUUUCAUUAACUAUGCAAGAGUCUGCAGCUGUGUAAAAUAGAGAGCAGAGCAUGGCUGGUAUAUUCCAUUGCUUUAUUUGCACACCAUUCCAAUAUUUAGAAAUGGUAAAUUACAGACUAUUUCAUCUGUACAGUUAUAAGGAUUCAACUUAAAAGUAUCUGAUUUAUUUUUAGCAUUCUACCAUUUAAUGUUUAUACAUUUUAAAUAUUUUCUCAGUAUUUUAUUUUGUAAUUCUGCUGAUCUGUGCUCUCUGGGUGCUCUUACCAAACUGGUAGGUUAUGACCUUUUUUUUCAUUUUUUUUCUUUUCACAAGAUGUUUAAUAUUAACUGUUGUACACCAGCAGAGACAACACUAUGGAUGCGAUAAUCUCUGUGAUUACUAAAUAGCCUCAUGUAUGUAUGUAUGUGUUGUGAAAGUCUUCCAUUGAUUCAGUGAUAACAGUUUGUGAACCCCUGUUGAAAUGUUCUCCGCUGCAUCAGAGAUGUGGCCAGUCUCUAAUAUAAAGGCAACUCAAAUAAAUAUAAUAUAUAUAGCUAAAUGCAAAAAGAAAGAUAGUAAAUUUGUAGUUUUAUAUUACAGUAUGAACAAAGACAUUAAAAUGUAAAUUCAGUUAAUACUUUUGUAGUAUUUAUGCAACGUCAAUCAUUGCAAUCAUGGAUGUGAUUUCUAUUGUUUUUGUAUUCGAAAAACAGGAACAGGAAGUUUAAUAGCAAACAAAUGACAACUUCCAAACAUGCUUCAAAGCAACGCCACUAUUUUUUUGUUCCUGAUAACUGGCGGAUAUGAAACAUAAAGCACUCUAGUUGUUAAAAUGCAUGUAGCAAAAGUUGAUUAAGAUUAGAGACUCCAGCAUUGAGUUAUUGUUGUGACACAGCUGUUUAGUUUUGAAAAUGUUUCCUUUUUUUUAAGGUGAAACCAUUGAUUAAUGACAUUAUCUGCAACAUUGUUGUGUGAGCAUUUUACCACUGAAUCAAAGUUGCAACAACCACUGGAAGUGAAAUACCCAAAUACUACAUUUGAGCCACAGACUUCAGAUUCUGCAAAUACUGUAGUACUACAGCAAUACAGGGCCGUGUGUUGUCCUUAAUAAUAAAGGACUCAAAAUAAGUAACUUACUUUGUGAGUUUGGGGUAAAAUUGUUUUUGGAUUUUAUUUUUGAGCAGAUAUAUGAGGCUUUUUUUUCAGAUGUAAACACUACAAAUAUAAUACUGAAACUUUUCAGAAGCCUUAAGCAAAACAAAUUGUAAUGGAUAGUUUGUAUUUUUUUUGGACGAAACCAAUGAGCUGUGUAAUGAAUGAAUGUCAUGAAUCUCAUUUUAAUGUUUUUAAGCUAACAAAGAACACUAUAGUGCUAAAUGCAUAGCACGUUUCCCCUUGCUUUUUGACUUUUAUGUUGUCUAAUGUGUCAAUCAUAAAGCAUUUUGUAAAAUACAGUGCAUUGCAUUUGUGGAGAUUUUUCCACUUAGUUUUUUUUUUUUUUUUUUUUUACUGUAUUUCUUGUUUUACCAAGUUCAUGAGGCUCUUUGUUCUGUUUUGAGGGCCUCUGUUCCACCAUUUGCCUCUUCACUUUUCCUUAUUUUAUUUUUUGUAAGAGUUUUAAGUGUUUUGACAUCCAGUAGUUCAUUAGACUGUGUCAAAGUCUUCUAUGUUAAUUUAUUUCUCUUUUGUUAUCAUAUAUGCACUUUCAAUAACUUUUUUUAUUAUUAUUUCUCCAAAAGGACAAAUGUGUAUAUACUUUGUUGGUUUACCCAUGCAAGUACAAAAUGAAAAAUCCUAUUAAAAAUGAUAAAGUUC